Messenger RNA from Akanthomyces muscarius, 966 nucleotides. RefSeq lists its product as uncharacterized. The record is from RefSeq and is a predicted model, not a curated record. The coding region runs from base 1 to 966 and encodes 321 amino acids. The transcript has a single exon. Lineage: Eukaryota; Fungi; Ascomycota; Sordariomycetes; Hypocreales; Cordycipitaceae.
AUGCUUGCUAGAGGCGCAACUAAAAUGCGGCCGUGUGCCAAAGCCCUGUGUAUGGGCUCAUCACAUCGCGCCUGCUUUCAUCGCCUCAAACCGAACACUCCCUCUGCCGAAGUUGCCAAGGCCCUUCGCUCAGAUGGCUGUGUAGUUUUGCAGUCGUUUAUCUCUCCCAAGCAAACUGCGCAGCUCAACGCCGAACUCGACCUCGCUCUCGCCGCCACGUCGCCUGGCAACGCGGCCGUCGAGGCCUCCGGCGCCAUCCCCCUCGACAGUGAGGCGCGCGAUGCCUUGUAUGGCGCCAACACAAAACGCCUCGGCGAUCUACUCACCCAGAGUGCGACGUGGCGGGAUGAACUGGUCAAUCAUGACGCGCUGCACGCCAUUUGCAGUCAAGUUCUCACGCCGCAGACGGGCGACUACUGGCUGUCCGCCGCGCAGAUGAUUGAGCUCGGGCCGGGCAGCAAAGCGCAGCCGCUGCACUCUGACGGCGGCGGGUGGUGGCCAUUUUGGAGCAUGCCGCGAGACAAGUACGCAGAGUACUACCUCAAUUUCCUAAUCGCCACGACGGACACGACCUGCGAAAAUGGCGCCACGGGGGUGGUCCGCGGCAGCCAGGAUGCGGAGUAUCUCUCCGUCACGGACCUUGCGAAUAUUUGGCAGUAUCCCGAGGAAGAAGUUGAGCAGAUCGAGCUGAAAGCUGGUGACUGCUUGCUUCUAGGUGGUCGCAUUGUUCAUCGCGGUGGUGAGAACAAGACGCAGGCGGACAAGAGGCGGAUUCUAAGCUGCAUGGUGAUAAGUUCGUCCUUGACGCCGGAGGAGGCGCAUGCUAUGACAGUGGAUCGCAAGUUUAUUGAGAACCAGCCGGAGAGAGUUAAGAAGUUUCUAGGGUUUCGAAACAUGAGGCCCAUCGUGGGUCCAGGUGUCUGGUUGCACCCAAAAGGCGAGUUGUCCUCAAUACUUGGUUUUUGA